UUAUUUUAUAGGCAGGACAAAUGAAAUCCAUACAUACUGAGAUUCUCUUAUUUUACUCAAAUCACAUGGAAAUUGCGAUCUGGUUUCUUCACAUUUCAAUUUAAUUGUGAUUCUGCCUCUGAUGAUAAUUUUAUGGAGAAUGAAGCGAACAUUUUUGGAAGCAUGAAUAUCAAGGGAGAGAAUGAUGCAGACUUGGACCCGCAGCCGUGGCAAAGUGAUCCAGACUCCAACAAUUAUUUGCUGUUGAGUGAAGUGUCGAUUUCUGGAAGUAACGACAUCAAGAACGAGAUUGAUAUUGAAUUGGAACCGCUGUCGGAGGACGAUAACAGCCAAGAACUAGCGAUAGAGUGCAGCACUGCAUGCUCCCCAGAUGACGAUGAUUUCGACCAACAACAUUCAGACCCUGAAUUCAAUCAAAUAUUCUUCAGAGAAGCGCAUGUUGAGGAAGAGACGAGAUACCGUUCAGCAGAUUUGGACAGCAGCAAAGAAGCAGAGUUUUGGCCUUCUAACAGCAUCACGUCCGGCAAAGUCAACAUCAAAAAAGGUCAUUCGAUCCCUUCAGUGAAAAAUUGUAUUCUGCCAAAGGUUCCUAGCGAAAAGACUGAGCUCUACUGCUGUGCUCAUUGUAGCUAUAAAACUUCUCGAUUCGAUUACCUCAAGAAUCAUAUCAAUAAGCAUUUGAAACAAAACCGUUACAGCUGUGAGGUAUGUGGCUAUAAAUGUGCUUAUCUAUGUCAUUUUAGAAAACAUUAUAGAAGACAUACAAGAGAAACCCCCUACAGCUGUAAGUAUUGUAGCUAUAAAUGUUCAGAUUCAGGUCAUUUGAAAAAACACAUCAGAAUACAUACAGGCGAAAAGCCUUUCAUCUGCGACUUAUGUGACUAUAAAUGUGCUAAUCCAGCUAAUCUCAAAAGACACGUCAAAGCAAUACAUACAGAAACCUCGAACAGUUGUGAGCAUUGUGGUUUUAAAACGUCUCGGCUCCAAACUCUUGAAAACCAUAUUAUUAGAAAACAUCUAGAAAAGGUACCUCACGCCUGUGAGUUAUGUGACAGUAAAUUCGUUUUCUCAAGUCUUUUAAAAAUACAUAUGAUUGCACAUACAGGAGAACCCCGCUUCUGUUGUGAGUAUUGUGGUUUUCUAUGCUCAAAUUCAAAUCAAAUGAAAUUACACAUUAGAACACAUACCGGUGAAAAGCCUUUCAGCUGUGACUCAUGUGACUAUAAAUGUGCUAAUCCAAGUAAUUUGAAAAGACAUAUUAGAUCGCAUACAGGAGAAACCCCCUUCAUUUGUGAAUCUUGUGGUUAUAAAUUCUCAGAUUCGACUUAUUUGAAAAGACAUAUUCAAGCAAAACAUACAGAAGAUAAACCUUACAGCUGCCACGUAUGCGACUUUACAUGUGCUAGCUCAAGUAGCUUGAGAAGUCAUAUUAGAAGACACACAGGCGUUGGAAUGCAUAAAGAAAAAAUAACGGACCUUUCCAGAUGUAAGUUUUGUGGAUAUCAAUCCUCACGUUUAUAUGAUUUGAAAAGACAUAUCAGAACACAUACUGGAGAAACUUCCUUGAGCUGUGAUCAUUGUAACUAUAAAUGUGAUAAAAAAAGUAAUUUAGAAAGACAUAUUAGAAUACAUACCGGUGAAAAGCCUUACAUCUGUCAAUAUUGUGACUAUAAAUUCUCAGAUCGUAGUAAUUUUAAAAAUCAUCUCAGAAAACAUACCAGCGAAAAACCUUUCAGCUGUGAGUAUUGUGACUUUCAGUGUUCUACCUCCGGUACUUUGAAUUAUCACUUGAAAAAGCAUACAGGAGAAAAGCACGCCUGCCACUUAUGCGACUUUAAAAGUUCAAGCUCAAAUUAUUUAAAAAAACAUAUUAGUGCACACGCAAAACAAAAGAUUGUAGUUAUCAAUCCUCGGGGUCGAAGAAUUUCCAAGAGCAUAUAAGAACACAUGCAAAAGAAAAGUUUGUGUGUGAUUUGUGUGACUAUAAAAGUGCUAAUCCAAGUAGCUUGAAAAGACAUUCUAACACAUACUAGAGAAACGCCCUUCACUUGUCAACAUUGUAACUAUAAAUGCUCUGAUCGAAGUAAUUUAAUAAUGCAUAUUAGAACACUAACCGGGGAAAAACCUUACAGAUGUAAAUUUGAAACUGUAAAUAUACACUUUUAAAUGCUUUAAAAAAUCAUUUCAAAAAACAGACAUGAGAGACACCUAAUAACUAAAAAUGUUGUGCCAAUGAAUUUAAUAUACAGUUUACAACACAAGUUUUACUAGUAGUUCUGUGAACAGUAGACCUCACUCAGUUUUCUCAUCCACAAGUAUGGAUGAUUUUGUACAGUUUGGUGGCACCAUUGAAAAAACCAUUUAAGAACUAAAUAAAUACAACUUAGUUUCAAGAUUAAAUAAAAGAACACUAAAUAGAAGUUUUUCAAUAAAAAAAAUGUUUUACUGUACUUUACUUCUGUUUUUUAACCUGUCCACACCAUGUGACAAGUCACUGGUGUGGACAGUAAUCCAGUGUAUUUGUAAUGCAAAACUUAGUUAAACACAAAUUUAUGAAUAAUUUAAUAAAAUUAUAUAAAUGGAGAUAUUAAUAAAAUUGUAAAAUGAAUAUAGUAAUGUAAAACUUAUUAUAUUCAUUUGAAAAGACUUUAUGCAUAUUAUAAAAGUUAUUGUGAGUAUCCAAUUUGUUAGUCUUUUAGGUUGGCAUGCCUUGAAAAUAAGAUUUAAAUAUUCCAAAGCAACAAAAUCAGCUGUUGGUUCUUCCUGUAAAAGGAGGGAAACUGCCUUCUACUUCCUGUCGACUAGUGAAACUGAACUAUAGUAUACGAGUUUAUUGUGUUAAGUUUCAAGUUUGAAAACGUAAUACCGCCAAGCUUAAACCAUCACUUGUGUUACCAACAUUACACUUCAGGUAACUUUGAUAUAAUAUUUUUACCGUAGAUAUAGUAGAAACUUUAAAGAAGCCAAUAUAUCAUUGUCCCAACCUCAAAUUUAUGGUUGCCAUUCUUUCUUUAUCAUAAAAUCAUCACUUGUGUGGGCAUUUGUUGUCCACACAAGUGACCCAUGCCCACACCAGUCAUUUGAAGUACAUUAUACAUUUCUUCCAGUUAAUGAGACAUUGACACCAUGUUUUUAUGUAGUAUUAGCCAGUUACCGUACAACUUUUGUUGUGAAUUUCAAAACCUAAAAUUAUAAGUUUGAAUAUCAAUAUUGUACUCUACAUUUUGCAAUUUUCAUAGUUAUUCGUCAAAAUACCCAUUACUGCGUAUGUUUUUUUUUUUCAUAAAAUAACUUACAAAA
Messenger RNA from Nilaparvata lugens (brown planthopper), 3300 nucleotides. RefSeq names its product gastrula zinc finger protein XlCGF57.1. The record is from RefSeq and is a predicted model, not a curated record. Bases 133 to 1941 code for a protein of 602 amino acids. The transcript is spliced from 5 exons. Gene Ontology annotation, cellular component: nucleus. NCBI's taxonomy places the organism in Eukaryota, Metazoa, Arthropoda, Insecta, Hemiptera, Delphacidae.